CGCAUGCGCAGCUUUACUCUCUCCACAGUUCGGGAAGGGAAGAGAUGAUUCCGGCCCUGACCAGCCGGGAAGUGAGUAGGAAUUUAGUGGAUUUCGACACGCCUUCCUUAAUUCUUACUUCAAGAUGAUGCAUUUCCUGUUGCUGUUCAGUCGUCAGGGGAAGUUGCGUCUGCAGAAAUGGUUCCUGCCCCUGCCGGAGAGAGAGAGGAAGAAGAUUGUGAAGGACAUGACCACUAUGGUGCUGGCACGGAAACCACGCACAUGCAACUUCAUGCACUGGAAGGACCUGAAGAUUGUCUAUAAGAGGUAUGCCAGUCUGUAUUUCUGCUGUGGUUUGGAGAAUCAGGAUAAUGAGCUUCUGGCUUUAGAGAUCCUGCACCGUUAUGUGGAGCUACUCGACAAAUACUUUGGCAAUGUGUGUGAGCUGGACAUUAUCUUUAACUUUGAGAAGGCUUAUUUCAUCCUGGAUGAGUUUCUGAUGGGCGGAGAGAUCCAGGAGACGUCUAAACAGUCUAUUGCGAGGUCUGUAGAGGCGUCAGAUAUGCUGCAAGAGACGAUGGAAGAAUACAUGAGCAAACCAGCCUUCUGACAGCAGCCGACGUGACGCGAGGUGACAAAAGGGAAAGAAAAAUGCCUCCGCAGUGUAGGUUGUGUCCUUCACUCAGGACUUUAUUCAUGAGGGCUGCAUAGGAAUGGUUUUUAUUUAUUGUUUUUUUUUUUCAUUGCUGGUAUAAACAUCCUUAUCUAUUCCACUCAAGUUUAAUAUAACUGAAUCAGGGUUCAUGUGGCAUUUUUGAAUUUAAUUAUGUUUUGUCAACUUCUAGAUAAAUGUAAUUUCAAUGAUGAAGCACUUUUAUACCAAAAUGAUUUUAUAUAUAAUAAUCAAAUAUUUGAAAUAACCUUAAAGCUUAGUUAAGUGCCUUUCCAUGUUAUUGAACAUGUUGCAUGUCUCAGGAGACAUUUAGCUCAAGAAGAAAAAAACAACAACAUUUGAUGGAAUAUUAACGCUGCUUUGUGAGCACACUUUGUUGAUAUUGUCUUAUUAAAAUUGUCUUUGUGAUAUGA
Messenger RNA from Pimephales promelas (fathead minnow), 1065 nucleotides. RefSeq names its product adaptor related protein complex 1 subunit sigma 3b (gene ap1s3b). Gene Ontology annotation, cellular component: AP-1 adaptor complex; membrane coat. Gene Ontology annotation, biological process: intracellular protein transport; vesicle-mediated transport. Lineage: Eukaryota; Metazoa; Chordata; Actinopteri; Cypriniformes; Leuciscidae. Gene Ontology annotation, molecular function: clathrin-cargo adaptor activity. The record is from RefSeq and is a predicted model, not a curated record.